GCCAAGCUACAGCAAGAAGAGAAAGAAAACUCUUCUUCUUCCUUCCUCCAUUGUUGAAGAGAGCUCAUCAAAGAAGAAUCACCCAAAAAGGAGCUAAAGUGCUAAAAGUGUGAAAUAAUUAAGGCACUUGUAAAGGGUAUUUCAAGUGAUUUCACAAAGUUGGAAAAGUCGCCGGAGUUGUCGCCGGAGUUGACCAAAAGUCGCCGGAGUUUCACCGGAGUUCAACCAAGAAGGGUGGAACUUCAUAACACUAGUUCAAGGUUGAAGCUAGGGCUUGCUACUUGCACCUUCUCACGGGUGGUAUCAAAUCAGGAAGACGUGAAAUGGAGGGCAGGCGAAUGCGAACCAGGAACAAUCCGAGGGGGCAGACGCCGGUAGCAUCCCAAAGGGGGAGCCGGGCUGCAUCUCGGGGUUCAAGAGGAGGCCGUGGAGGCCGUGGAAGCCGUGGAGGUCACCAAGCUCAAACUGUGAGUGAGGGCCAUGUAAGCUCGGUGUAUGAAACUGAUAAGUCCAUUUUUGAACUUAUUUUUCUUAUCAAAUUUAAGCGAUUUUUGAAUGAAAAUAGAAAGAAAAGACACAUUUUAUAUAUUUUGGUUCAAGUUUCAUGAAAUCAGGUAAAAAUCAUAUCCAUAAUAUGUUUAGCGGGAUUUCGGGUCAAUUGAGCACAAAAUGAGUCAAUUUGAGUGACAAAUGCAUUUAUACCGGAAGAAGCAAGCAUUUUAUCAAGGUGAUUCAGAAGACAAAAAUGAAGAGCAGGAAAAGCCGCAUCUGCCAGACAAAAAUAGCAGAAGGCGCCCAAAUAGGCGCCCAAAAUGGAGGCCUUCGCGGCCGCCUACGGGAAAAAUAAGAAGUCAACCUCGCUUUGACUCGGGACCAGGAAAAGACCGAAGGCUACCGACACUGGACAGAAGGCGGCCGCCUACGGUGGCCGCCUGCGGCACAAGGGGACGAAACCAACCACCGGUCGGCCAGACAGGACGGCAGGCGGCCAGACAGGACGGCAGGCGGCCGCCUGCUGGACCGCCUGCGGCGGCCGGGAUCCGCCGGGAUCCGCCGCGAUCCGAUUUGACCAUGAAAAGACGGCAGGCGGCCGACGUGUGGCGGAAGGCGGCCGCCCUCUGUGGCCGCCUACGGCUGACGGGGACCGGCCACCGACCGCUGUCGGCGACGAGGACGGCAGGCGGCCGGAGAGAGGCGGAAGGCGGCCGCCUGUUUGGCCGCCUUCGGGGAAAUUUCUGCUAUAAAUUGCCCGAUUUUUCCUCAACUCAAACACACCAAUUUCAAGCCCAAAUCAGAUCAAAAAGGGCGUCUUCUUCCUCCUCAAAGCUCGGAUUUCCACCAUUGUUGCACCUUCAACUUCAAUCUUUCAUAUCUUUCUCAUUUUAGCUCCAAAUUGUGAGUUCUUUAUAUGUAUUUUCAUCC
This is a messenger RNA of Cuscuta epithymum, 1422 nucleotides long. Lineage: Eukaryota; Viridiplantae; Streptophyta; Magnoliopsida; Solanales; Convolvulaceae. The record is from the annotation of a GenBank genome assembly.